This is a messenger RNA of Aspergillus melleus, 801 nucleotides long. RefSeq names its product SDR family oxidoreductase. The transcript has a single exon. Gene Ontology annotation, cellular component: intracellular anatomical structure. The record is from RefSeq and is a predicted model, not a curated record. Gene Ontology annotation, molecular function: oxidoreductase activity, acting on NAD(P)H, oxygen as acceptor. NCBI's taxonomy places the organism in Eukaryota, Fungi, Ascomycota, Eurotiomycetes, Eurotiales, Aspergillaceae. The coding region runs from base 1 to 801 and encodes 266 amino acids.
AUGCCCGUCAACGUCCCCGCCGCCAACUCCCUCCACGACUUGCUCAGCAUGAAGGGCAAGGUCGUCGUCGUCACCGGUGCCUCCGGACCCCGCGGAAUGGGUAUUGAAGCCGCCCGGGGCUGUGCCGAGUUCGGUGCCAACGUCGCCAUCACCUACGCUUCCCGUGCCGAGGGCGCCCAGAAGAACGUCGACGAGCUCACCAAGACCUACGGCGUCAAGGCCAAGGCCUACAAGUGCGACGUCGGCGACUGGAACAGCGUCGAGUCCUUCGUCAAGAACGUCCUCGCCGACUUUGGUCAGAUCGACGCCUUCAUCGCCAACGCCGGCCGUACCGCCAGCAGCGGCAUCCUCGACGGCUCCGUCAAGGACUGGGAGGAGGUCAUCCAGACCGACUUGACCGGUACCUUCCACUGCGCGAAGGCCGUCGGCCCUCACUUCAAGGAGCGCGGCACUGGCAGCUUCAUCGUCACCUCUUCCAUGUCCGGCCACAUCGCCAACUUCCCUCAGGAACAGACCUCCUACAACGUCGCUAAGGCUGGCUGCAUCCACUUCGCUCGCUCGCUGGCCAACGAAUGGCGUGACUUCGCUCGUGUCAACUCCAUCUCCCCCGGUUACAUCGACACCGGUCUGUCUGACUUCGUCGACAAAGACACCCAGAACCUCUGGCUCUCCAUGAUUCCUCUCGGCCGUAACGGUGACGCUAAGGAGCUCAAGGGCGCCUACGUCUACCUGGCCUCCGAUGCCAGCACGUACAUGACUGGCAACGACAUGCGCAUUGACGGUGGAUACUGCGUGCGGUAA